ACUUCCAGCCCCUGUUAUGAGUUAAAUAAACACUAACGUAAUGCUUUAUUAAAUGAGUCGUACAGCUGAUAGAUUAGAUGGGCUGUUUUUCCGAAGGGGCGUGUUCUUACGAUCUCGACUGAACGCUCCGCUCAGCUCUGCCUCUGUAUCUGGCGAGCUACUAACUAUCUACCCAGGCAGCGACGGUUGUAGUACUCGAAGCUGAAAAUAGCCAGCUAGCUUUACUGCUCCCGUCUAAUCGAAGUCACAGUCGAUAAGAAGUUAAAAUGCCGAAAAUGAAUCCAAAUUCAUGAAUGCGCCGAAGACAUUUGCAGGAGAAAACUAUGGAAGACUGAGAGACGGGAGACAUUUUAUCGGCGAAUUUUUACCGGCUUUUCGGCCAAGCCACCAGCUUAAACAGCCUUCGCAAAAAGCUGCUGCUUCUCCACGGAAGUUGUGGUCGGAAAAUACGGUCGAGGUACAAAGGGGCAGCGUGGUGUGAGUCCCCAUGAGAAAACCACGACGGAGGGGAGGCCUGCCCGGGGCCCAAAGUGAUGCCGCGGAUACGGGUACAGCAGGUAGGGGGGCAUCACAGCCACGCUCACUCUCUCCCUACCGGCUGAAGGUUUCACCCACCAGAGAAACCCUAACGUACGCCCAGGCUCAGAAGAUUGUGGAAGUGGACCUGGAUGGAAGAUUGCAUCGGAUCAGCAUCUUUGACCCCUUGUUGGUGAUCACUGAGGAUGAGAUGACAGCUCAGGACAUCGCCGAGUGCAACAGCAACAAGGAGAACAGUGAGCAGUCAUCGGUGACCGCCGUCGUCAGCUCGCCGCGCCGAUCGACGGCCCACAGGGGGAAAAAGAAAGAUGUGAAGCAGUUGUCGUCAUCGUCAUCACAAAACCACUGUUCCAACUCUCACGGACAAACUCCGAUGCAUUCUAAUGUGAACAGCCACCACGGCACCUUACCCAAGCCUACUUUCAGAGAACAAGAGUCUUAUGAACCGGUUGAGGCAUCUCCUCGCCCUUCGGCAUACUACCGUUACAUUGAGAAGUCCGGUGAAGAGAUGGAAACGGAUGCGGAGUAUGACAUGGACGAGGAGGACUUGGCCUGGCUGGAGCUGGUGAACGAAAGACGAGCGUCGGAAGGCCAUCCGCAAGUGUGUCCCGACACUUUCGAACUCCUGAUAGAUCGUCUAGAAAAAGAGUCGUUCUUAGAGUCACGAAGCCAUGCGCCCUCACAGAGCAUCAUCGAUGAAGACGCCUUCUGCUGCGUCUGCCUCGACGACGAAUGUCUCAACAGUAACGUUAUCCUGUUUUGUGACAUCUGCAACCUGGCUGUGCACCAGGAGUGUUACGGCGUUCCCUACAUCCCUGAGGGCCAGUGGCUCUGCCGCUGUUGCCUGCAGUCACCCUCUCGCCCUGUGGACUGCGUGCUUUGCCCGAAUCGGGGCGGAGCGUUUAAACAGACCAGCGACGGGCGAUGGGCACAUGUGGUCUGCGCUAUUUGGAUCCCAGAGGUGUGUUUCGCCAACACGGUUUUCCUUGAGCCCAUUGAGGGCGUGGACAACAUUCCACCAGCUAGGUGGAAGCUAACAUGCUACCUGUGCAAGCAGAAAGGUUGCGGGGCGUCCAUUCAGUGCCACAAGGCCAACUGCUACACGGCCUUCCAUGUAACCUGUGCGCAGAGAGCUGGACUCUUUAUGAAAAUAGAGCCGGUCAGAGAGACUACUGUGAAUGGGACUACGUUUUCGGUGAAAAAGACUGCGUUUUGUGAGGUGCACUCACCGCCUGCGAAGGACGGGUCGGAUGAUGAGACCGGGGGGAGGGUUUUGGGGUGUCGUGCUAAUAGGGGUCGCAGUGCCUACACACAGACGCCACAGCUAAAAAAGCAGAGACGAAGCAAUAAACUGGAUUCUAAGCAAAAGAAAGGAAAGAAAGAAGAGGUGUCGAAAAAAGUCGCAACACCAUUGGUCACUGUUCCAGAAAUACCUACUCACAGAUUGAACAAAAUGUCUAAAGAUGUGAUCAUACAGAAGAAGAAUCAGUUCAUGCAGAGACUUCACAACUAUUGGUUACUUAAGCGUCAGUCACGCAAUGGAGUGCCUCUCAUUCGUCGUUUACAUUCACAUCUGCAGGGCCAUAGGAGUGCAGAACAGGCGGAGCCAGAUGAAAAGCUGAAUGCUGUGAGAGAAGAGCUGAAAUACUGGCAGAAGCUUCGUCACGAUCUGGAGCGAGCGCGACUCCUGAUCGAGCUCAUCCGCAAGAGAGAGAAACUAAAGCGAGAGCAGGUGAAGAUUCACCAGGCUGUGACUGAGCAUCAGUUAACUCCUGUCCUGGUACUGCUGCGGUCCACUUUAGAACAGCUUCAGGAGAAAGAUACUGCAAAAAUAUUUGCUCAGCCUGUCAACUUGAAAGAGGUCCCAGAUUAUCUGGAGUUUAUCACACACCCCAUGGACUUCUCCACCAUAAAAUCCAAAUUGGAGGCUCCCAAAUAUCGCUCCAUCACUGACCUUGAGGCUGAUUUCAACCUCAUGAUCUCCAACUGCCUGCUUUAUAAUGCUAAAGACACUGUGUUUUACCAAGCUGCAAUACGCCUGAGGGACCUAGGAGGCGCUAUCCUGAGGCACUCUCAGAGACAAGCCCAAAACACAGGCUUCGACCUGGACACGGGCAUGCACCUGGCAGAAUCGCCACAUAAAAAUGACUACUACCGCUGCACUUUGGAAGAUGUCGACACGCUGCUAGACCCUGAUAAUCGAUUGCACAUGACCACAGAAAACCAGUUGAGGGAGCUGCUAGACAAAUUAGAUGUGGUGACAUCCAUGCGCUCGAGCGGUGCACGCACACGCCGCAUACGCCUGCUCCGGCGAGAAAUCAACAACAUCCGCUAUAAACAGCAUGCGCGCAACUCACACAUGCUCAAUGGAGACCUCAAAGAAGAAGAAGAGGAGGAGGAUGAAGACAAAGAGAUGGAUGGUGAACAUAACCUGUCAUCAUCAUCGUCAGAUAAAGAUGACUGUAAGUCAACUCCCCCACCCAUGCUGGAACCCACAGGCCUGGCUUUGUCCCCUCCACCAGCAGACACCCACCAGGAACCACCGACCCUCCGACCCAUGACGUCCGACCCCAGGACGUCCCCAUGCACACCUAAGCGCCUCAAAUUUAACAGCGAAAGCCAAGAGGCCGAUUCAGACACUGCACCUGUGAACAGCUGCACGAAACCUGAGGACCGCCUGCCCGAGAACAAACUGAUCAACGGCCUCUCCUCCACAGAGUCACCGACCCGGCCUGCCACAGGAGGGGUUGGGCGGCGAACGUCCGUCCUCUUUAAAAAAGCAAAAAAUGGAGCAAAGCUCCAGCGUGAGCGAGACAAUCAGAUGCAGAACAGAAGCAGGGAGGAGGCCGUCAGCACUGACCCAGCCCAUGCACGCACCCCUGACUGCACCGCCAACGUCAAGACUGAAACUUCAGCCCAGCCAAAACCUUCAAUACCUCCGCCCAUAUCAACCCCGGCCAAACAGAGAGCAAGAAGCCGCAGCUGUAGUCCAGAGCACGAGAGAACGCCCCCUCGACUGAUUCUAGAGCCUGGUAAGGAAAACAACUGCUUUACAUGA
Sinocyclocheilus grahami is the source of this 3595-nucleotide messenger RNA. RefSeq names its product bromodomain and PHD finger-containing protein 3-like. The record is from RefSeq and is a predicted model, not a curated record. Lineage: Eukaryota; Metazoa; Chordata; Actinopteri; Cypriniformes; Cyprinidae. Bases 488 to 3595 code for a protein of 1035 amino acids. The transcript has 8 exons. Gene Ontology annotation, biological process: regulation of transcription by RNA polymerase II. Gene Ontology annotation, molecular function: protein binding.